UAAUCCUCAAGAUGUUAUUUUCUUGUUGCAGAAACAAAUCGUAUAAGGGCAUAGUAUUCGCAUUUAAAAAAUGCCUGGCUGUGCCGCAGUUAAUUGCAGUAAUCGGGUUGACAAGGGCUAUAGGCUCUUCUCGUUCCCGGAGGAUAAACGUGGGACAAAAUGGGUUCACAAUAUGCGACGAGAUAAGUGGACACCGACCACCUUUUCGCGAUUGUGUGAGGUACAUUUUGAAGAUUCCCAAUUCGAAGCCCAUCCCGCAUUGAUGGCUGGAGAAAACUUAAACCGAAUGCAGUCCCAACGCUUUUCGAUGUGCCCACCCCCCCGCCACGAAUCAACCCACCUAGACGAAAAUCACUGUACAAGGUUACUUUCGACAAAAAUUAAACACAUUUUUUUAACCUAUUACUGUCAAGAUUAAUAUUUUUCGCUCCUUUCAGAAUCGUGAUAAAAACGCAAUGCCUGCUCAAGUAGCAAUAGUCGGUUGUUUUGACCGAUCGGUGCUUCACGAAUUGGUAAUUUUUCAAACUGCAAUACUAUAUAUUAAUGAAAGAAGAUUGAAUUGCACGAUCCAGAAUCUUAAUCGUCUGAGUUUUUCUAUUGCAGAAUUCGGUUAACCAAGAGAAAGCUACUGAGGAGUGU
This is a messenger RNA of Trachymyrmex cornetzi, 639 nucleotides long. RefSeq names its product THAP domain-containing protein 4-like. Lineage: Eukaryota; Metazoa; Arthropoda; Insecta; Hymenoptera; Formicidae. Bases 71 to 418 code for a protein of 115 amino acids. The transcript is spliced from 2 exons. The record is from RefSeq and is a predicted model, not a curated record.